Prorocentrum cordatum is the source of this 1092-nucleotide messenger RNA. NCBI's taxonomy places the organism in Eukaryota, Dinophyceae, Prorocentrales, Prorocentraceae. The record is from the annotation of a GenBank genome assembly.
AGUCCCCACCCGCACCCCCAGGGUGUGGGUGGGAAACCACACCCUGUGCAAACCACAACCUUCGGAGUCGCCGACCGUCGUGUGCGCAGCGGGCGGCGGGCUGCCCGCGUUCGACGCGGGCAGGGCCGCGGCGCCGGGGAGCGACCUCGUCGUGACGACGGCGAGAGCGCCGUCGCCGGAUAUCGAGGCGCAGGCGGCCGAGGUGAGUGCGCGCCUGGGCGCGCGGCUCGUGGUCCGCGGGAGGAGGCCCUUGCUGGACGUGCUCGCGGAGUCGAGGUCGGGCCUGGCGUACCUCGUGGGGGGCGCGAAUUGGAAGGAGCGCGCGGAGGUCCGACACGAGAUCUGUGAUGGCCGCGGGGGCCGCGUGUUCGUCAACCCACGCAUGUGGAGGAUCAUCCCCGACGUGAUGCGCCAGCCGCUGAUCCAGGCCGUCGCGCCGGCCGGCGAGCCGCCGCCUGGGGACGUCGUCGAUGCCACCGCGGGCCUCGGGGGCACGUCGCUGCGCAUCGCGCACGCCUGCGGCGCGCGGUGCAGGCUCACCGCGUGCGAGAUCUCGGCGCCGCUGGCGUGCCUGCUGGACUUCGGGCUGCGGCGGCUGGCGGCGCAGGGCGAGGAGUGGUCGGAGCCGGCCUCGCGCGUGCGGGCUGUGCAUGCGGACGCGCUCGAGCUGCUGAGCGCCCGCGCCCUUGCCCCGCCCGCAGAUCGGCCAGACGUGGUGUACCUGAACCCCUGCAUGGACCUCGGCAGCGCCUCCGCCGAGGACGCAUUCCUGCACCGGGUGGCCAGCCUGCGCCCGAUCGCCCAGGACGUCUUCGAGGCCGCCGUGGCGUGCGCCCGGCGCCGCGUGGUGCUGCGGCACCAGCGCGGCCUGCCGCCGCCGUUCGGGCUCCGGGACGGCGCCCCGGCGACCCGCGUGGUGCGCGGCGGGCAGAGCGACUUCCUCGUGCUGGAGGUGUGAGCGGAGGGCCCAGGCGCGGCGGCCCGCGCGCUGCGCACGCGCGGGGUGCCGCGCGCGGCGAUUGGAGACCGUCCGGGGGGAAAACUCGUCCAUAGGAGGGUGAGGAAGAGGAAGGAAGCGAACGGUACUAUGGA